GAAGCCAGCAGCUACCAAGGGUGGCAAGAGUGGCAAGCCUACCGAGAUUAAGGAGUACGAGGAAAAGUACUGGAUGAAUGCAUAUGGCCAGCUCAUUCGAAUUGAUCCGGAUAACCCAGAAGAACCUACUGCUUGCAAUAACAUGGCUCGUACCAAGAAGAAGGCUCAUGGACCCGUUGAUCCCAAUGGUCGCUUCAUCGGUCGUCACUUGGUCAAUUGGCAUCGUAAGUCUCCAUCUUCAAACUUGCGUGCAUCUCCUUCUUUUUCGCAGGUUCUACAAACUGACGCCAUCUAGGUCCUCGUAUGAUGGAGAAGUUGGUCCUCAACAUUCAAUUCGAGUGUCACAAGGCCGGCAUCCAAUUGCCAUGGGACAAGAUUGUUCAUAGGCUCAACCCAGGAUCUAGCGGACCAGCGGCGACUCAAAUGCUGAACAAGAUGCGAGACAUCUUGAUCUGUGAGGGUCACUUGAUCCCACCUGCCAUGGGUAAGAGAACCAUGAAGGUAGACCCAAUGGUACGAGGCUAUGUUCGUGACUUGACCAAGCAAGACCCACGAGCUGCCCGUAUCCUCUACUGGACCGAACCCUACGAGAACGCCAAGUAUAGCUUGGAUUGGGGCACCACGCUUGGCUCGGGCCAAUAUCGUAAACUUCUGAAGAACCCCAAGGUUGAAGAAGAUAGCGAUGAUGUCGAAAAGCCUCGCCUCUUCCAGCUUCCUUCAAGCAAUGCUAAUCCCCGCCAACGCAUCCCCACUGGAGGAGGCGACAUCCGUCGUGCCAAGCCUACUCCACGCAAGUCUAGAGCAAAGAUAGUUAGCAGUGACGAGGAGGAUGAGGAUGAGAUUGAGAUUAAGCCUGAAGAGCUCGACCCUGAUGAUGACUGGAGCCCAGAGGCUGGCAAGAUGAAGAAGACGAAAGGUGGCCGCAGAAAAGUCGCUGUUCGUACCCGAAUUACGCGUCUCACCGAGUCAGAGUCGGAGGGGGAGUCCGUUCAUCACUCUUCGUCAUCUGGUAGCCCUACUCCCUCGUACAUCGUCAAGUUGCCCAUCAGAGUCCCCGAAUCUGUAGGUAACACCAAUCGUCGCCAACGAGCCGUCGCACGCAAUACCCUUGGCAGCGAAGACGAGAAAGAUGAUGCCAUGAAUGACCAUGCCAUGAAGAUGGAGGAAGACGCCGAGCAUGAGGUCGAUUCUGAUGGCAACGAGGACUUUGAAUCUGGAGCUGGUGGUGAUCGAGAAAUGGAUUCCACGACCAUGUCAUCUGGUAAUAACAGUCAGGCCUAUUCUGGUGUCUACAGUUCCCAAGCUCCCAUGUACCGUGUAUGUAUUAGCCGCAUCGCUUGUUUGUGCGGAACAAAACGCUAACAGAAUCUGAGGGUGCUCUUCCAAAUCCCGGACGUGCUCCUCCAGCCAUGGGCCAGCUUGUUGGUUCUGUUUCUCGUGUUUCCAUGCAGCCCAAUAUGUAUACUGCGCCUGCUCCAGGCAUGUACCAAGGUCAAAGCAACCACCACAUGAACUACAUGUCCCAAACCGACUUCUAUGGUAAUAGUGUCACGAUGCAGCA
Mollisia scopiformis is the source of this 1561-nucleotide messenger RNA. RefSeq lists its product as uncharacterized. Lineage: Eukaryota; Fungi; Ascomycota; Leotiomycetes; Helotiales; Mollisiaceae. The record is from RefSeq and is a predicted model, not a curated record. Bases 304 to 1362 code for a protein of 352 amino acids. The transcript has a single exon.